Molecule: messenger RNA, 3621 nt
Organism: Dermochelys coriacea (leatherback sea turtle)
Lineage: Eukaryota; Metazoa; Chordata; Testudines; Dermochelyidae
Gene: ZFP36
Product: ZFP36 ring finger protein
Exons: 3
Coding region: 86-1105 (339 amino acids)
Molecular function (GO): metal ion binding; mRNA binding
Source: RefSeq, a predicted model, not a curated record
CUGACAGAGAGACAGACAGACAGACAGACAGACAGACUCAGUCACUCCACUCGCCAGCUGCUCCUCACUCCUUUCCUGAUUCGCCAUGAGCUCCAUGGUGGAUGUAAAAACCCUGUACAAGAACCUCCUGACCCUGAAUCUGAGUGAGGAGCGGGAUGCUCCGGCCGGCUCCGAGCCCCUGGGGGGCAGUGGUGACUCCCACGUCUGGCCCCUGCGCACGCUCUGGAGCCCCAGCACGGAGCAGGCGCUCUCCCUGCCCGAGCCGGCGGCUCCCCGCCUCUCAUUCCGCACCGACCGAUCCCUCAGCCUGGUCGAGGGCCGAAGCCUGCCGCCCCCCCCGCCCGGCUUCCCCCCGCUGCAGCCCCCACCGGCCCCCGCCCUCUCGGCCCGCUACAAGACUGAGCUCUGCCGCACCUACAGCGAGACGGGCCGCUGCCGGUACGGGGCCAAGUGCCAGUUCGCCCACGGGGCCGGGGAGCUGCGGAGCCUGAGCCGUCACCCCAAGUACAAGACAGAGCUGUGCCACAAAUUCUACCUCCAUGGCGAAUGCCCCUAUGGCUCCCGCUGCCACUUCAUUCACUACCCGGAAGAGCGGGGGCUGGCUGCUUCCCCGCAACUCUUGCGCCAGAGUCUCAGCUACACCGGGGUGCCUGCUGGCCGCCAGGGCUCCCCGCCGCCUGGCAUCUCUGACCUGGCCUCUUUCGCCCGGGCGCCCUCCAUCUCCCCGCCUCCUGCCGGUGACCACCUCUUGAAAUCCUUUACCCGCCUCAACUCUGAGCCUGUGCCUCGCAUGGCCACCCUGGGAGAAGCCCUGGCUGCCUCCUCCACCCCCGGCGGGUGCUGCACCUGCCGCUGUGGCGGCACCGCCAGGCUGGGCACCUUUGAGAGCCCCCGGGACUAUUUCGCCGCCGCCCCGGGGACGCCCGUCGCCUCCGGCCUCCCCAGGACCCCUUCGUCCAACUCGCUCUCUGAUCAGGAUUGCUACAGCAGCUCGGGCAGCCUCAGCGGCUCCGAAUCGCCCGUCUUCGAGAUGCUGCCUGCCAGUGGGACCUGGAAUGGGACCCGCCGGCUGCCCAUCUUCAACCGCAUCUCCGUGUCGGAGUGAGCGGCGGGGGGAGGGCUUGCAAUAGGAUCCAGGCCAUGGGAGGGAAUCUAAUGGGGUGCGGGAGGGGUUAGAUGCAUCUAUGGGGUGGGGUUGCAAUCAACCCCUUGGAGCAAAAGGUGACCCCCCCCGGUCCUCCUUCCAAGGUCCCGCCAGACACUGCCCCCUGGCCCCUCCAGCUGCUGGUUCAGAUGUUUGGGGAAGGACAGCAGCUCUCCAGCCAGAUGUUGGCAGAAGCUGCUCCUGUCUGGGGGGUAGGGAGUGGGUGGAAGGGGAUUGGGGGUGGCCUCCCCUGGUGUGGGACAUGAGCUCCCCACAGUGGGGGAGGGAAGGAGCGGGGGAACAUGCCCAGCAGGUAUCUGGUAUUGUGCACAUCUGGAUGCAAAGCAGACUCCUUGCCUGGCCAGGUGUGGCCACACAUUAAGUAACCUGCUUCUGCUACCUAAAAUUGAAUGUUGCCACAUGUGUGGGUAUCUGGACCAUUGCCCUGCCUUCCUCCACCCUAAAGUGCCAAAUGAUAUCGCCAAAGUGCCUUGCCAACCCCCGCGAUCCGUCCGGGAGUGCUCACUUGCUUCAAGUCAAGGACUCCGCGCCUCCCCCAUGUCACGCUUUCCACUGGACUUCUCUGUUACAGAGAGUGAGAGGAAAUCCCCGGGGGCCCAGCCUGCAUCCCUGAAAACAGACUGACUUGGUGGGGAAGGGUGCAGUUUUAUGCCUGAUAUGUAGCAGAUUGUUGGGGUGGACCACAUCCGCAUGUGGGGUGUCUGGAGUGGACCAAAUUUGGGUCUAAUGGUGCUGCUUUCCUCCCCCGCCCUUACCCUUAUUUCAUGCUGUGAAUAUUUCAGGAAGGGUUUCCAUGAACUGUUUUUGUUUUUUUUUUUGUGGGGGGCGAUUGGGGGGAGCUCGGAUCCAUCCUGCUUCACCUCCUUUCAUAAGGAACUGGGAGGAGUGUCCAAGAACAAGCUUCCUCCACUCCUUCUGAAAUACUGAUUUUAAAAAUCACCCUCUGAUUUUAAAAAUGUACAUUUUUUCCAGUAGCAGUCCCUAACGUUGGAGUAACACUUUAAUAAGCAGUGGCCUAUUUUGGCUCAUUACUGGAGUACUUCCUCUAGGGUUAGUAUUUGAGACCAGAGUAACUCUGUUCACUUUAUUCAGUGGCUUUCAACUUUUUUUUAUUUGUGGACCCCUAAAAAAUGACCGAUGGAGGUGUAGAUCCCUUUGGAAUUCUUUGACAUUGUCUUCUGCAGACCCCCAAGGGUUGGCAGAUCACAGGUUGAAAACAACUAGACUUAAUUGGUAUGAAACAACUCUUACUUUAAGAUGUGGGGGGGAGAGGAAGGGGGCAGGAUUAAUCUACAAAGACAUAGUGUUACUGCAGUAUUUAUGCUCUAAUGCCUUAAAGGGGAAGAUGAGACAAUCUGAGCCAUCAGUAUCUCUGGGUGGAGCAGGAAGGCAGCACUCAACUGUCAGGCAGUUUGCAAUAAAGAUGUGGUGUCCCCCCCGCCCUUCCAGAAUCUAAAGGUCAUGAGGAGGGAGGGGUCUUUGUUCCACCCCCCCGUUAGCCACCCCAUCCAAAUGGUCUAUGUGACAGCAAGAUUGACCUUGAUUUCCAGGGAGUUGGUCUCCAAAGCCAUAGUGUUAAACGGGUCAGGCCUUGCCAUGUAGUGAGAACUUUGUGAAGGGGUGGGAGAUGAGAUGCACUGAGUUUGCCUUGCAAGGUGAGGUGGUGAAGUGCUCCCCAAUCCAGCCCAGCCUCUCCUCUCUUGCUUGCAGCUAGUGUAAAUUGGGAGGAAAUGGACUUCAACCAGUGUUGCCAACCCCAUAUGGGCAAACUCAUAACCUCCCACCUCCGAAAAAAUAAAAAAAAAUCUUGAGCUUGGUUUUAAAAGACUGCAGGUUUUUAAACCAACAAAUCCAUUUGGAUUUGCCAUGUUCAGGGUUCCUGUUUCUCCUCCACCCCUGCCCCAAACCCCGCAGGCUUAAAAAAAAAAACUUGCUUUUUUUUUUUCUCCUUGUAAAAGCAAGUGAAAGUACAGCUCUGGUCACAUGACUUCCGAAGCUUGGGGUUUCAGAACUGCCCUUAACCUCACACAGCUUUGGCAACACUGGUAUCGAGCUCUGAAUCCCACUGUGGUCGCUUGGGAUGUCUUCUUUGCAGCUCAGAGGCCUAAUGAGAUCUUUCAUGUUCCGUUUUCUGUGCUAACUAUUCCCUGAUUUUUAAAUGUUGCUCUUGGAAACCAAACGAGCUCAUGUUUACCUUUGUAAUGAUAGAAGAAAAACCAAAAUUAUUUAUAGAACCUUAUUUAUUCGAGACAGAAUUUUAUAUUAUAUUUAUCUUUUUGUAAUAUUCUGAAAUAAUAUAUAUUUUCCCCUGUUAUUAAAAAGUUAGAGAACCCAGCGAGAUGUAACCAUGAAGUAAUGAGUGACAAAUGCUUUUUAAAUCAUCAUUGUGGUGUUUUAUUGCUGAAUCUUGAGGAUUUAAAAAAAGUGGAAAUAAUAAAACAAAGCCAGCCAUGAGA